Dibothriocephalus latus is the source of this 393-nucleotide messenger RNA. The record is from the annotation of a GenBank genome assembly. NCBI's taxonomy places the organism in Eukaryota, Metazoa, Platyhelminthes, Cestoda, Diphyllobothriidea, Diphyllobothriidae.
AUGUCACAACUGUUGGCGUGGAAGAAGGGUAUGGAGGGUCGCGCCAACGUCAUCGCAGUCCCACCCCUAGUCUCCAAACCUAUCGUAGAGCUGUACUGGUGUCCCGAGACUGUAGCCGUGGCAAUUGAGUUGCUUGUGGACUGUCCAGUCGCCCGAGACACCCUCCGACCGCUCUCCAGGUCCAUCGUCUGGAGGUCCGUGUGGGUAAAGGCAGUGGGUUGGUUUGCCUUGGUAUUGGCGCUGCUGGCUACACUGACUGCAGAACUGUUAGCACCCUGUCUUUGGGAGAAGCCACGCGGCAUUGAAAAAAGUGAGGGAGAAGAAGCAGAUGGAGUAGAAGCUUGUGCAUCAGUGGAGGCCUCAUUUGAACGGUUCUGUGGAGAGACACAGUAA